AUGAAGAUUUCAUACGCCUCUAUCAUGGUGCUGCUCUCCAUGACAGCUCUUGCGAUCCCCAAUCCGGAAGCAUACAGCCAAGAUCGGUCCGCACACGCAUUGAACAUGCUUGAAGCGCGGAAGGGCUGUUCCGGCCAGAGAAAGAAUGAGGACAAAUGCUCGGGCCAGCGUCUCGGUCCGAUGAACAGUUUCCACAGCUGGUCAGACAUCAAUUGCCCCCUGAUGACUUCCAGUAGACUAACUUUGUACAUACACAGCAAGAAUAUGGAUGGCAAAUGCUGCGCGAAAACCAAGGAUGGAAGCGGUGCCCUGGAUGCGAGCAGGGGCCAGGGCCGUGAGGACUAUCGGUAA
Messenger RNA from Aspergillus oryzae RIB40, 351 nucleotides. RefSeq lists its product as uncharacterized. Lineage: Eukaryota; Fungi; Ascomycota; Eurotiomycetes; Eurotiales; Aspergillaceae. The transcript has 2 exons. The coding region runs from base 1 to 351 and encodes 116 amino acids. The record is from RefSeq and is a predicted model, not a curated record.